This is a messenger RNA of Necator americanus (New World hookworm), 270 nucleotides long. RefSeq lists its product as uncharacterized. Lineage: Eukaryota; Metazoa; Nematoda; Chromadorea; Rhabditida; Ancylostomatidae. Bases 1 to 270 code for a protein of 89 amino acids. The record is from RefSeq and is a predicted model, not a curated record. The transcript has a single exon.
AUGUGGGUCUCUGCAAGAGAGUCGGUAGGAAUCGGGGUGAAUGGACAAACAGAUGAACAUGUGGACGAGUAUUUGAGCUGCAUGCUGAAAAACUACAGCGGUUCAAAAAGAGAUAUUCAGCAGACGAAGUGCUUGUGGUCGACCCUCGUCGCCAACGAAGUCAAGCUGCUAAUCUACCUAUCCGCAGUUCGCCUUAUCAUGAUGUACAGAUCGGUGACUUGUGCCGCAUCAGCAACGAUGGUGGAGAAAUGGGUCGACUGCGAGAUGUAA